AUGGCACCACCGGCCGAAGGUGGCCUCGUUUGCCUUCCCGUGGAGCUCAUUUCAAUAAUAUGCUCUUAUCUUCCCAACUCUAGCAUUAAAUCUCUUCGCUCGACCUGCACUAAGAUCAAAGAAACUGCUCAGUUACGGUUAACUCGUGUCUUUCUAUCAGCCAACCCUAUAAACAUCAGGGUCUUCCGGGCGGUCGCAGAUCACGACCAGUUUCGCAACCAAAUAACUGAGAUUUUAUACGAUGAUGCACACUUUCCACCCUUCCCGGAACCAGAUAUCUACGAGAUAGAAGAAAGUAUGCAGAUGGAUGACCCUGAAGUCGGAUUGGUUGAUAACGAAGAGGGUUGUCCUCAUUGGUUUGUCAAAGUUUGCAAGGAGAAUCUCAAAAAUAUGAAAUACCGAAAGAGCUUCGAUUUAGACCGUCCAGAUCAUAUUCUGCGCGCACAUCAAGCCAAUGCGCAGCCGCCUCUUCGCAUAUGCUGGCAAUAUUAUCAGAAUAUACACAUGCAACAGUCUGACACGAUGAAAUUGAAAAGGGACGAGGAAGCCUUCAUCUACGGUUUGAAGCAGUUUCCUUCUCUCACUCGGGUGACUAUCACAACAGCCACACAUGGCCAUCUUUAUGAGCCGCUAUAUGAAACACCUAGGAUCCGGGCAUUUCCUUACGGUUUCAACUAUCCCAUUCCACGAGGGUGGCCAGGGGGGAGAGGGGAGCUUUCCUGCAUUCCCGCAGAGCCGUGGGAGGAAAUGAAUGAAGCUGAAAAGGAGCAAUGGCACGGAUUCCGCAUGGUCACGCGAGUAUUAGCUCAAGAGGAGUCGCCUAGUCUUCUUGAACUAGUGAUCGAUACCAAUCGACUUACUGGUAUGGGGCUGAACUGCACAAUGUUCAACUCGCCUAGUGAUGAUUUCGGAUCUCCUUGCGAUGAGUACGCCAAUUUGGCGAAAGUUCUUACCAACCCUGGAAUCCGGCGCCUUGAACUCCCUUUGCUCAUAGGAGGGGAAGAAUACCGAAGAUGGGCAGCUUUCCGGAGCGGUUACCUCUAUCGGAUGCUAAGUAGUGCCACUGAACUGGAAUAUUUCGGUUUUUCCACAACAGAAGACAAUAAUGCCGGGGAAGAGUACACCAUGGAUAAUUUUAUUCCACUGCAAAGCAUUUUGCCCAUCACUAGCUGGCAUAAGCUGAGACAUUUCCAUUUAUCGACAUUGAUUGUGGCUCAAUACGACAUCAUGGAAGCGCUUAUCAUUUUAUCUGCAAAUCUUCAAACCAUUUCGUUAAAUUUCUUGCAAUUCUUGAAAGACCAAGGAGAUUAUCGCUCACUGCUCAGUGAGAUACGUGACAAAAUGAAAUGGGACCAGCGAGAUGUUGCUUCCAGACCAAAACUUUCUAUUUGCAUCCAUCGACACGGCACGGUGUCCCUGGGAAGAUCAGUUUUUGGAUUGAUAAUGAGAUAA
This is a messenger RNA of Penicillium cosmopolitanum, 1452 nucleotides long. Its product is annotated as F-box protein. The record is from RefSeq and is a predicted model, not a curated record. NCBI's taxonomy places the organism in Eukaryota, Fungi, Ascomycota, Eurotiomycetes, Eurotiales, Aspergillaceae. Bases 1 to 1452 code for a protein of 483 amino acids. The transcript has a single exon.